GAUGAGACGUUGUUCGGCACGCACCCAUAUACCACACCGCCUGCGUUCGGCUGUGCUUGACUUGAACCCAUUCUUCCAUACUUUAAUAUCCAAACACAAACAUGCGUGCUUGCAGCCUCCAGCAGCGACGGGCAGCGGCGCCGGCCUCUGGUGCGCGGUGCUUCGUCCCGAGCGUGCGGCCUCCUGUUGGAGUGCGCCCGGUCCGCUCGCUGCUCCACCCGACCCAGCAGGCGUCUGUGCAGCAUGCCUCCGCCCUGGUUGCUCAGGCUGUGGCUAGCCAAGCCGGCACCCCUCCGCCUCGUGCUGGAAAGAAGAAGGUCAAGAAGAUGGUGGACAUCACGGGCGAGGUGCUGAAGGACCUUUCCAACGGGAUGUUCCAGGUGAAGCUCGAGAACGGGGUCAGCGUUAUCGCGCACCUGUCGGGCAAAAUUCGACAGAACCGCAUUAAGGUUGUGGUGGGCGACAAGGUGACGGUGGAGCUCAGCCCUUACGACCUCACCAAGGGACGUAUCACGCUCCGGCACAAACCUGGCCAGGACCCCACUGCCUCCGCCUCGAGUUCCGGUUCUGGCUCAGGGGCCCCCUAAGCGCACGACGCCCAAGGAGCUUGCUGAACAGGUGGUGUGCCGUUGCCGGUCGUGGAGUUGAUGGCGGCCUUGACUGCACGCGGAUGUAUGGGCAGUGUGGCACGUCCGUUGCCUUGCCAUGCUCCCCUCUCCGUGUCACAUCUGACGUUUAUCUGUUAUUGCUGACAAGUUUGCAAAGUUUUGGGUUCUGUUGUUUGAGUGUUAUGAGAGCUACCCCUCCAUGCUCGGCACGUGCUGAAGUGCUGUGCAGCUGGAAGGCAUUGGUCCACGAGCGAGAGAGCGCACGGUCGGUGGAUGGGCAUGAAUUCGUGAGUGCGCCCUGUGCGUAUGUACAGGAGCAUUCGUAGGAAUUAAGAUUGCCUAGAGCAUUGCAAGUUAUCCCGCAUCCUGCAUUUCGCGGCAGAGAGCGUAGAGGUAGCUCAUGAUAAGUGACGUGCAAGGGACGUCGGCGCACUGGGCGGUUGAAAGGAAAGCCGUGAAAGUGCACACGGCCACGCAUCCACCAGUGCAGCAGGAUGGGCGGAGGAAUCACUUGUCUGAUCUUUUAUGUUACAAUCAGUUGAUGUGGGAAAGCUUGCCAAGUCCAGGUGCGGGUAGCUGGGGUUGCGUGACAGUUCAGUGGCGGGGUGUGUGGUACGGUCGUGCCGUCGAUGCAAGCUGGAUGUCCUUCCCUCGCGCUUUCUUUGUAAGCCGACGCUGAU
Chlamydomonas reinhardtii is the source of this 1288-nucleotide messenger RNA. RefSeq lists its product as uncharacterized. Gene Ontology annotation, molecular function: RNA binding; translation initiation factor activity; ribosome binding. Lineage: Eukaryota; Viridiplantae; Chlorophyta; Chlorophyceae; Chlamydomonadales; Chlamydomonadaceae. The record is from RefSeq and is a predicted model, not a curated record. Gene Ontology annotation, biological process: translational initiation. The transcript is spliced from 3 exons. The coding region runs from base 102 to 587 and encodes 161 amino acids. Gene Ontology annotation, cellular component: cytosol.